AUGCUCUCUUAAAAAUCCUUAAAAGCAAAGUUAGACCAAUCCAUUAUAUAUGUAUCAAAUUUUACAGAUAAUAAUAGGUCAAAUAUAAAUCUCUCAUAACUUCAGAAUAAAAAUAGUAUGAAAUUCCUUCCUACUUAAAUUCUAAAUGUAAAAUAAAAAUUCGGCAGACUAAACUAAGCCUUCCAAAAUUAUUUACUAUAAUACCUUCAUUGCCUUCAUAAAAAUCACUUUCAAAUAAACAUUAAUGUAGUCAUAGUAGGAUACCCUAAAUUGAAAGUUCAUAAAAAGUUCAUGAAAGAUUACCAUCAAUUGUAAAUGAUACGUAUUUUUUGAGAACAAGUUAAGGUGGUUACUUUGAAACCCUUUUAACUCAAAAUAAACAAAAAAAAUAAUGA
This is a messenger RNA of Paramecium primaurelia, 395 nucleotides long. Lineage: Eukaryota; Ciliophora; Oligohymenophorea; Peniculida; Parameciidae. The record is from the annotation of a GenBank genome assembly.